This is a messenger RNA of Abrus precatorius (Indian licorice), 1335 nucleotides long. RefSeq names its product triphosphate tunel metalloenzyme 3. The record is from RefSeq and is a predicted model, not a curated record. The coding region runs from base 234 to 839 and encodes 201 amino acids. NCBI's taxonomy places the organism in Eukaryota, Viridiplantae, Streptophyta, Magnoliopsida, Fabales, Fabaceae. The transcript is spliced from 2 exons.
UAAUCAGAGUCACAAAAUGCUUAGAAGAAAGCCAUCGAAAAUCGAAGUAAAGAUCGAAGACAGAGAAGAACUCGAGGAAGCUCGCCGCCGCAACGCCGCUGCCACUACCACCUCUGGCGCCGCCACUCUCCUCCGUCAGUUCGAUCGCGCUCAAGAUCCCUCUUCCAAAGCGCAUCGCAUUGGGCUCUCCUCCUAAAACCUUUUUGGCCAUCCUCUCUCACUCCCCUUCUCAAAUGGAGGUCGAAGUUAAGCUCCGUCUCGCAAACGCCCAAGCCCACCGCCACGUCACUACCCUCCUCUCUCCCUUCCACGUCACAACCCAUCGCCAGCAAAACCUAUUCUUUGACGGCGCCGAUUCAGAGCUCUCCUCGCGCCGCGCCGUUCUUCGGCUUCGCUUCUACGACGACGACACACGCUGUGUCGUUUCGCUCAAAGCCAAGGCGGUUCUGGUCGAUGGCGUGAGCCGCGUGGAGGAAGAUGAGGAGGAUUUGGAGCCCACAGUUGGUCGCGAGUGCGUUGCGGAGCCUGGGAAGUUGGGUUCGGUGGAGUCUAGGGUUUUGGGGAGGGUGAAGGAUGAAUUUGGGGUUGUGGGUGAAAGGGGUUUUGUGGGUUUGGGGGGUUUUGGGAACGUGAGGAGUGUGUAUGAGUGGAAAGGUUUGAAAUUGGAGGUGGAUGAGACCAAGUUUGAUUCUGGGACUUUGUAUGAGAUCGAGUGUGAGAGUGCUGAUCCUGAAGGAGCUAAGAGGCUUCUCGAGGACCUCUUAAAGGAAAAUGGCAUUGAUUAUUCUUACUCUACUGCAUCUAAAUUUGCGAUCUUUCGAUCUGGGAAACUUCCCUAGUCACCGUUGGUUGAAUGGAUAGCUAGACAGGCAAGUGCUCUGCAACUCUUACACAGAACCAUUUAUAUCUAUAUUUAUAUUCUGACAAGCAAUCCAUUGAUAUGUCUCAUUCUAAUUAAAAAACUGUGUCUAAAGUAAAUAAGGAGUACAUAUAUUAUUUGACAUUUGUUUUGGAUUUGGGUGCUACGUUAUGAAUGUCAAUGAAGUGUAUAUGCGACUAUCACUAUGAUUUUGGCAAAGCACUCAGCUCUCAAAUGUUAUAUCCACUAUUGCUUAGCAAUUUGUGGUAAGUUAACUGUCUUCGGUCUUCCCUAACCGAGUGACGGUAUAAUAUGGGUCUCUUGAUUUCUUAAAGCGAACUUCCCUCUAAUUGUGCUUACAUAUAUGUUGACUUGGCAAUAUAUGAUGUUGCUUUAGUUCUAAUUUUCAAGCGUAAAAGCAUAAUGUACAUUUUAAACUAAUAUGAAAAAUCAGCUGAACAAGGUUUACAAUUAUG